AUUUAUGAUUGAUGACCUCAAUAAAAUAGGACAAUGAUCGGACACGUCUCUGUUUAAAGCUUCUAACUUGCUGCCAGGCCAACAAUCAUACCAUCUCGCUGAAAUCAAAACUCUAUCUAUUCUGCUCAUUGAUUGACCUCCCGGUCUCAUCCAUGUGAACUUCCUCCUUAAUAAAGGUGAUGCUUAAUGGUAACCCCCAAAUGUCUUUUGAUCCGGGAAGGGAGUUGCGACAAGGUGACCCGCUAUCACCAUAUUUGUUUAUUUUAUGUGGAGAGAUUUUUUCAGCUCUGAUUCAGAGGGAACUAGCUCGAUCCACCCUUUCUGGCAUUAAGAUUGCAUGUAAUGCUCCUUUUGUUUCUCACCUUCUUUUUGCAGAUGAUAGUGUUAUCUUUACUACGGCAACCCUGGAGGAGGCAGCUUGUGUUAAACAAAUACUUGCUUCCUAUGAGAGGGUUUCUGGUCAAGUCAUUAGCUUUGACAAGUCGAUGCUAUCUAGUAGUCGAAAUGUGCCUAGUCCCCGCUUCGAUGUGCUCAAAAGGCUUUUGAAUAUAAAGGCGAUGGAAAGCUAUGAUAAAUAUUUGGGGUUACCAACCAUUAUUGGUAUUGAGCGGAUGAUUAGCAGGUUCUAUUGGAGUGGUGAUGCUUCCCGGCGAAGUAUCCAUUGGCUCAAAUGAGAUACCUUGUGCAGGUCCAAAUACUUUGCAGGGAGCUUCUUAUUUUAUUUCUAUUCUUAAGGAUGUAAGGAUUUGGUUUUAUAUUUUUCUAGUUUUCGUUUGUCUUUUGUUCGUCGAUCCGGUAAAUCUGUAGCUGAUUAUUUGGCUAAGAACUCCUCAAGGCAUCCCAACUGCAUUUGGAUUGAGGAGAUUCUCCUGGAUUGUUUCAGUUUGGUUGCGUCUGAUGUAACUGCCUCUAUGACU
Messenger RNA from Lotus japonicus, 917 nucleotides. RefSeq lists its product as uncharacterized. The transcript has 3 exons. The coding region runs from base 180 to 674 and encodes 164 amino acids. Lineage: Eukaryota; Viridiplantae; Streptophyta; Magnoliopsida; Fabales; Fabaceae. The record is from RefSeq and is a predicted model, not a curated record.